GCUGAUCUCGAAGUGAUACGACGGGAGAAUCAAAUCGAGGUGUGUCGAAAGCUGCUGUCGUCUUGGGAGCUGAUCGUGAAAACCGUAUAACAAUGAGUCAUUAACCAGAAAAGACUCGAAGACGUCAGAGUAGUAUCGCGUUAAUAAGUAUCGUGGAACACUAAAUUUCUCGACGAAAAAAAUCAAAAUAAUCAUGGAGUGGUUGUUUGGAAAACGAAUUACUCCGGAGGAGAUGCUGAGAAAAAAUCAGCGAGCGUUAAACAAAGCAAUGCGGGAUUUGGAUCGCGAAAGAAUGCGAAUGGAACAGCAGGAAAAGAAAAUAAUAGCUGACAUUAAAAAACUUGCUAAAGAAGGCCAAAUGGAUGCCGUUAAAAUAAUGGCCAGAGAUUUGGUGCGAACAAGGCGUUUUGUCAAAAAGUUUAUGCUUAUGAAAGCAAACAUUCAAGCUGUGUCGCUGAAGAUCCAAACCUUACGUUCUCAAAAUACAAUGGCGCAGGCCAUGAAAGGUGUUACAAAGGCAAUGCAGAGUAUGAACAAACAACUAAAUUUGCCACAAAUACAAAAGAUUCUUCACGAGUUCGAGAAACAGUCAGAAAUAAUGGACAUGAAAGAAGAAAUAAUGAACGACGCGAUAGACGACGCGAUGGAGGACGAAGGAGACGAAGAAGAAAGCGAUGCAGUAGUUUCCCAAGUUUUGGACGAGCUUGGACUACAAUUGACGGACCAACUAUCGGGAUUGCCGCAAGCUUCCGGUUCGCUAAGUAUCGCGGGUUCAAAACAGCCGACCGCCGCUGCUGCAGCAGCGGGUGGCGGAGGUGGAACCGGUGAUGACGGGGGCAACCUAACCGAUGCGGACGCUGAUCUCCAGGCGAGAUUGGAAAACUUGCGUCGGGAGUAACGGGCGAGUGUAUGGAACCACGCGGUAGCCCUGAAAUCAAUUUUUCCCGCAAGUCACGGCCUCGCAGUUUUUUUACUAACGCAUAUUAAUAUAUAUAUAUUUAAAUAUAUAUGAUAUAAUUGUGAAAAAUUAGAAAAUUCGCUCCGCGAGUAACCACCGAGCACCCAAAAACCAUGCGGUUCUCUCAAAAGUUGCUUCUGCGAGUUCCAGCCUUAAAUUUUUCAGCAUAUACAAAAUCGAACGCGACCGAUUAUUGUCCAUCGCGAGUAAGCACAAAGUACUCGAAACUAUAGUUUCUCGUUGGGAAUUUCCACUGCGAAUCGCAGCCCUCGAAAUUUUACGUAUGAAUGAAACAUUGAAACGUUGAUGAAUUAGCUUCGCGCGUAACUAACCGAAUCGUUAAAAUCGCAAAGUCGCGUUCAAAAAUCCUCCUGCCAAUCACAGCCUCCAACUUUUCAAGAUUUAAAAAAACAUUAGGAAUUGAUUCUGCUGAUAAUCACCGAGUUGAAGUCGAGAACUAUUUGAAAUUCGCAAGUCCAAGCCUCCCAGUUUCUACAUACGAUUUUCUUAAAUUCUCUCUUAUGAGGAACUGAUUUUUCGAUAACGAACGAGUGUUUGAAACCACCCGAUGUCCUGAAGAAUCGUCUUCGCGAGUGCAAGAUUCCAAGUUUUUAACACAUACAUGUAAAUAAUAGUGGGAUAGUGGUGAAGAACUGUGAUUGGCGAACGUAUCGAAGUAUAUUGGAACAAUGGUUCCCCGGAAGAAAAGCAUGCAAGAAUAUUUUCAGUUUGAAUUUUUUCACUGAUGCAUAUUCAAUAUGUAUAUAUAUAUAGCGUGUAUAUAUAUAUAUAUGUAAUAUCGUGCGAGCUUGUGCGAAAUAUUUUAUGACUUUUUAUUGUCUCUCUGUGGGCGAUAUGCCGGCGUCCUGUUGUUAGUAAUAAUAAGUUAUGAAUUAAUCGAUAAUAAUAAUAGUAAUGAUCACACGUUGAUUACA
Messenger RNA from Venturia canescens, 1893 nucleotides. RefSeq names its product vacuolar protein sorting 2 (gene Vps2). Gene Ontology annotation, cellular component: multivesicular body; ESCRT III complex. Gene Ontology annotation, biological process: protein transport; late endosome to vacuole transport; endosome transport via multivesicular body sorting pathway. Bases 194 to 898 code for a protein of 234 amino acids. The record is from RefSeq and is a predicted model, not a curated record. Lineage: Eukaryota; Metazoa; Arthropoda; Insecta; Hymenoptera; Ichneumonidae. The transcript has 4 exons.